Molecule: messenger RNA, 1569 nt
Organism: Populus euphratica (Euphrates poplar)
Lineage: Eukaryota; Viridiplantae; Streptophyta; Magnoliopsida; Malpighiales; Salicaceae
Product: sorting nexin 1-like
Exons: 12
Coding region: 162-1376 (404 amino acids)
Cellular component (GO): endosome
Molecular function (GO): phosphatidylinositol binding
Source: RefSeq, a predicted model, not a curated record
CUCUAGCCGGCGGGAUCCUCCAGCUGGGUACGCACCCCUGCGCAUUUUAAGCGUCAUCAAUAAACAAAACUGCUUCUGUUCGGCUCAUAAAAAAGCGCGCCGUGUUCAAUUCUCUUAACUAACCCCCAGCUUCUUCAAAUAAAUAUAAUUAACUAAGGGCCAUGUUUUCCACGAUUAAUAAAAUGGAUCAACAGCAAUCGGGGAGUCCAAGCCCUAGAUCUCCGUCAUCGCAGCCUUAUCUAUCGGUUUCGGUGACAGAUCCUGUAAAAUUAGGGAAUGGCGUUCAGGCUUACAUCUCUUAUCGCGUUAUCACCAAGACUAAUUUACCGGAAUACCAAGGGCACGAGAAGAUUGUGAUUCGGCGUUACCGCGAUUUUGUUUGGUUGCGUGAUCGACUUUUCGACAAGUUCAAGGGUGUUUUUAUUCCUCCUCUUCCAGAAAAGAGUGCUGUCGAGAAGUUUCGGUUUAGUGCUGAAUUUAUUGAGAUGAGGAGACAAGGGCUGGACAUAUUUGUUAAUAGGAUAGCUUCACAUCAAGAGCUUCAGCAAAGUGAGGAUUUAAGGACCUUUUUGCAGGCAGAUGAAGAGGCAAUGGAGAGAUUAAGGUCUCAAGAGACUGGUAUAUUUAAGAAGAAACCUGCUGAUUUUAUGCAAAUUUUCAAGGACGUGCAAUCUAAAGUGAGUGAUGUCGUUCUUGGUAAGGAAAAACCUGUUGAAGAAUCGAAUCCUGAAUAUGAAAAGCUGAAACAUUACAUCUUUGAGCUUGAAAACCACUUGGCUGAAGCUCAGAAGCAUGCGUAUCGUCUUGUAAAGCGACAUAGAGAAUUAGGGCAAUCUCUAUUGGAUUUCGGGAAGGCAGCAAAGCUCCUUGGUGCUUGUGAAGGAGAUAUCCUAGGAAAGGCAUUUUCUGACCUUGGAACUAAAUCAGAGGCACUAUCAGUUAAGCUACAGAAGGAGGCACAUCAACUUUUAAUGAAUUUUGAAGAACCAUUGAAAGAUUAUGUUCGUGCUGUUCAAUCUAUUAAGGCUACCAUCACCGAGCGGGCCAAUGCCUUUAGGCAUCAGUGUGAACUGGCUGAAACAAUGAAGUUGAAAGAGAUAAAUCUAGACAAACUUAUGCUAACACGUUCUGAUAAAGUGGGAGAAGCGGAGCAUGAAUACAGGGAGUUGAAAGCAGAGAGUGAGGAAGCGACAAGCAGGUUUGAGACAAUUGUGAGACUGAUGAACGAAGAGAUAGCGCGCUUUCAAGAACAGAAAACAUUGGAUAUGGGGAUUGCUUUCCAUGAAUUUGCAAAAGGACAGGUACGCUUGGCAAAUAGCAUUGCAGAUGCUUGGAGAAGUCUUCUUCCAAAACUCGAAGCAUGUUCCUCAGACUGAUGGGCCCAGCUCUUGCUUUGUAAAAACCAUAGAGUUUGGGAAGUUCUGCUAUUCUGGUGGUGUACAAGCAAAUUUUUGUUUCUUGUACAAAUUUGAAGCCUAGUGAAGAACAACAGGAGCGAAACACAAAAAAUGUUAAUCUAUGUCUUCUACUUUAGAUCCUCUCUUCCACUGAGAUCUUCAAUUCUCCAAA